AGCGUAGGAUAAUAAUAUUGGAACGGUAUUUCCCAGAAAUCAUAUCAAGAACGAAGGGCAAAGGGGUGGCGGCUUCAGUCGGAGUAGUUGCUUAUCUGUGACUGAGUUUUCUCGACGCACCACCAACAUCACAACGCGCCAUGGGUUUACUAUCCCUCUCAUCUUCUCUAACCCCUUCCUUCUCCUCUCUUCAUCUCAAACCUAAACAUAAACUCUCUCUUACUUUCCCAAACCCUUCCUUUGUGUGCUCCGCACCCACAUCCACGCCCCUCUCCUCAUCUCUCAAACUGAAACCUACUGCGAAUUCCCUCAAAUUGUCAGCCCCUCAGAGCCCCGCCACCGCCAUGCGAGGGGCCGAGGCCGACGCUAUGGGGUUGUUGCUCAGGGAGCGAAUCGUUUUUCUAGGUAACAACAUUGAUGACUUUGUGGCUGAUGCCAUUAUAAGUCAGUUGCUGCUUUUGGACGCUCAGGACCCCACUAAAGAUAUCAGACUCUUCAUUAAUUCCCCUGGUGGUUCUUUGAGUGCUACAAUGGCCAUAUAUGAUGUAGUGCAGCUUGUCCGGGCUGAUGUUUCCACAGUUGGAAUCGGCAUUGCAGCAUCAACAGCUUCGAUCAUCCUUGGUGGUGGCACCAAAGGCAAGCGCUUUGCAAUGCCAAACACACGAAUAAUGAUUCAUCAACCUCUAGGAGGUGCUAGUGGCCAAGCUAUAGAUGUGGAAAUCCAAGCACGGGAAAUUAUGCAUAACAAGAACAACGUGACAAGAAUAAUUUCUGCUUCUACUGGGCGUCCAUUUGAACAAGUGCUGAAGGAUAUUGAUAGGGAUCGAUAUAUGUCUCCAAUAGAAGCUGUGGAAUACGGAAUAAUAGAUGGUGUUAUCGAUAGAGAUAGCAUCAUUCCAUUGGAACCAGUGCCGGAAAGAGUGAAGGCAAGCUUAAACUACGAGGAAAUUAGCAAAGAUCCUAGGAAAUUCUUGACCCCUGAUAUUCCAGAUGAUGAGAUAUACUAGAUUGGCUUGGUUCAGGGCAUGCAAUGCCAGGAGGCACAAUGUUUUAAUGGGGCUCGUCUUUCAUUUUGGUUUUGUUAAGUAGAACUUUGUAUCGAAAAUGUAGUUGCUGCAUACAAACACAAAUAUGAAGAUCUUGGUAGCUGCAUACAUGCAUAAAUUGAGAAUGUAGUUGUGGUCCAAGCAAAAUAGAGUAAUGUGUUUUAGGAAGAAUUUGAAUAUCGUGAAAACGGAGGCUACAAACGUUUGAUUCAUUUUUCCGUUUCUCUACAAGUUUGUAGACGACUAUGGUGCUUUUCUAUGAAAUCUACACUUCCCAGUAUAAAUACAAGGUGUAUAAUUUGGUAACAA
Molecule: messenger RNA, 1355 nt
Organism: Gossypium raimondii (Peruvian cotton)
Lineage: Eukaryota; Viridiplantae; Streptophyta; Magnoliopsida; Malvales; Malvaceae
Product: ATP-dependent Clp protease proteolytic subunit 4, chloroplastic
Exons: 2
Coding region: 141-1007 (288 amino acids)
Biological process (GO): protein quality control for misfolded or incompletely synthesized proteins
Cellular component (GO): endopeptidase Clp complex
Molecular function (GO): ATPase binding; serine-type endopeptidase activity; ATP-dependent peptidase activity
Source: RefSeq, a predicted model, not a curated record